This is a messenger RNA of Pteronotus mesoamericanus, 1368 nucleotides long. Its product is annotated as T cell receptor alpha chain MC.7.G5-like. The coding region runs from base 1 to 822 and encodes 273 amino acids. Gene Ontology annotation, biological process: response to bacterium. Lineage: Eukaryota; Metazoa; Chordata; Mammalia; Chiroptera; Mormoopidae. The record is from RefSeq and is a predicted model, not a curated record. The transcript is spliced from 8 exons.
AUGGCGCUUGCUCUCUUGCUGUGGGCAGUCGUGGCCUCUACAUGUCUCGGAUCCAGCCUGGCCCAGACGGUCACUCAGCCUCAACCAGAAAUGUCUGUGCAGGAGGAACAGACUGCGACCCUGGCCUGCACAUAUGACACUAGUGGAAGUGAUUAUUAUUUGUUCUGGUACAAACAGCCUCCCAGCGGGGAGAUGAUUUUCAUUAUCCUCCAAGAAGCUUUUAGACAACAAAACGCAACAGAUAAACGCUUCGCUGUGAACUUCCAGAAAGCAAGCAAACACUUCAGCCUCAGGAUCUCAGACUCCCAGCUGGAGGAUGCAGCGGUGUAUUUCUGUGCUCUCAGGGGCACAUAUAGUGGAAGUAGCAGCUACAAACUGACAUUUGGAAAAGGAACCCUCUUGACUGUGAAUCCAAAUAUCAAGAAUCCUGACCCUGCUGUGUACCAGCUGAGAAGCCCUAAAUCCAGCAAUACUUCCGUCUGCCUAUUCACCGAUUUUGAUUCUCAAACGAAUGUGUCCCAAGCCACAGGGUCCACAGUGUCCCACUCGGACAGCACAGUGCUGGACAUGAAGCACAUCAAUUCCAAGAGCUACGGGACCCUGCUCUGGAGUGAUGGCACUGAUUUUGGAUGUGAAGGCACCUUCAAUGAGACCUUCUACUCCAGCUCAGAAUUUUCCUGUGAUGCCACGUCGGUAGAGAAAAGCUUUGAAACAGAUAUGAACCUAAACUUCCAAAACCUGUCCGUGAUCGGGUUCCGCAUCGUGCUCCUGAAGGUGGCCGGCUUUAACUUGCUCAUGACGCUGCGGCUGUGGUCCAGCUGAGGUCACCAAGAAUGUGAGAGCCCAAUGCUCCUCGUGCCUCGCUCCUCACCGCCCGCCUCUCUCCCAGCAGAGAGACACGCACUCUUGGCCUCCAAGGAGGAGAAGUCUCCCUCCGCCUCUCUGGCCCCACUGGCAAUGCCACCAACUGGAUCCUACCAGAUAGUUGUGAUCAAGAUGCUGAUGAGCUGCCAAAUGCUGCCGCCACUCCCUCCGUCCCCUCAUUGCUGCUCGUCACGGCCGGACGCCGCUCCCUGGGAAGGCAGGGGCUGCUGCAGCCCCUCCUGGCUGUGGAGACACCCCCUCCGCUUCCGAAGCUGCCUCUGACAUCUCACAGGGUGAUGGGUCCCUGUGGGCUUCUCUCGAGUUCUAGUUCCUGGAGAAUGUUGUGGGGAGCUUACAUUUUUUUUUUAUAUUUUUAAAAUAGUGUUUGUGAAGAAAUACAUAUUGCCCUUUGCCCCAAGAUGUGGGGGGAAUUACCUCACCAUCUCGGCCCUGCUGUGCUGUGUGUGUGAGCCACGUUGUGUAUUCUGCUUCCCUGGCUUCAUU